Messenger RNA from Arabis nemorensis, 2727 nucleotides. NCBI's taxonomy places the organism in Eukaryota, Viridiplantae, Streptophyta, Magnoliopsida, Brassicales, Brassicaceae. The record is from the annotation of a GenBank genome assembly.
AUGGACCUCACGCUCAAGCUCAGUCCAAGCUUCUUCAUUUCCUUUCUGAUUCUUAUCUUUCUUCUCAAAAACCCUCAUUUCGUAUCAUCAUCUAAUCCUAAAUGCAUAUCCACCGAGCGAGAAGCUCUUCUCACCUUUAAACAAUCACUUACUGAUCUCUCUGGUCGACUCUCUUCUUGGUCCGGACCUGACUGCUGCAACUGGACCGGUGUUCUCUGCGACCCCCGGACCAGCCGAGUCAUCAAGAUUGGUCUCAGAAACCCGAAUCAAAUAGUUCGCUCCGACGAGUAUCAAAGAGGUAGCUUGGGGGGUAAGAUACAUCCAUCUUUGACCCGUCUCAAGUUCUUGAGCUACCUGGACCUGAGUUCAAACGAUUUCGGCGGAUUAGAGAUCCCCGAGUUUAUCGGCCAGAUCGUUAGACUACGGUACCUGAAUCUUUCUUCCUCAUCAUUUUCCGGUGAAAUUCCAGCGAAUCUUGGGAAUUUGUCGAAGCUAGAGUCUCUUGAUCUGUACGCCGAGUCGUUUAGUGACUCUGGUACGUUUGCUUUGCGCUCAAGCAACCUCCAGUGGCUUUCGGGUCUGUCUUCUUCUCUGACAUACCUCAACAUGGGGUAUGUGAAUCUGAGCGGUGCCGGUGAAACCUGGUUAGAGGAUUUCAGUAGAAUCUCGGAGCUGAAAGAGUUGCAUUUGUUCAACUGUGAGCUCAAGAACUUACCUCUCUCGUUGUCUUCGUCUACAAAUCUGAAGCUCCUUGAAGUUCUUGAUUUGUCUGAAAACUCUCUCAGUUCGCCGAUUCCCAACUGGCUAUUUGGUCUCACCAGCCUCAAAAAGCUAUUCCUCAGAUGGGAUUUUCUCCAGGGUUCAAUUCCUUCCGGGUUCAAGAACCUGAAGCUUCUAGAGACACUAGAUUUGUCUAAUAAUCUGGGACUCACGGGCGAGAUUCCAUCGGUUCUUGGAGAUCUUCCUCAACUGAAGUAUCUUGACCUCUCUGCAAACGAACUCAAUGGUCAAAUCAAUGGGUUUCUAGACGCCUUCUCCAGAAACAAAGGCAAUAGCUUGGUCUUUCUCGAUCUUAGUUCCAACAAGUUAGCCGGGACAUUGCCAGAGUCGCUUGGAGCGUUGAGGAAUCUGCAGAUUCUGGAUCUUUCUUCGAAUUCCUUCACGGGUUCGGUCCCUUCCUCGAUAGGAAACAUGGCGUCAUUGAAGAAACUUGAUCUUUCUUACAAUGCCAUGAACGGGAAAAUCGCAGAAGGCUUGGGGAAGCUUGAGGAGCUUGUGGAUCUGAACUUGAUGGCAAAUUCAUGGGAAGGUGUUAUGCUCAAGUCUCAUUUCGUGAAUCUUAGGAGCUUGGAAAGCAUCCGUCUCACAACCGAACAAAACAGAUCUCUUGUCUUAAAGUUGCCAUCUACUUGGAUUCCUCCUUUCAGACUGGAGUUGAUCCAAAUCGAGAACUGCCAGAUCGGUCCUUCGUUUCCAAUGUGGCUUCAAGUACAAACCAAACUCAACUUUGUCACACUCAGAAACACUGGAAUUGCAGAUAAGAUACCCGAUAGCUGGUUCUCGGGUAUCUCUUCUGAAGUAACUUACCUGAUUCUAGCAAACAACAGAAUCAAAGGUAGACUACCUCAAAAGCUUGUGUUCCCAAAGUUAAACACCAUUGAUCUGAGCUCCAACAACUUCGAAGGCCCUUUCCCUCUCUGGUCAACAAACGCAACAGAGCUACGUCUUUACGAGAACAACUUCUCGGGUCCUCUUCCACCUAACAUCGAUGUCUUGAUGCCAAGAAUGGAGAAGCUAUACCUCUUUCACAACAGCUUCACCGGAGAAAUCCCAUCGUCUCUAUGUGAACUCUCUCCACUCCAAAUUCUCUCUUUCAGAAACAACCGUUUCUCUGGUAGUUUCCCAAAAUGCUGGCAUCGUUCGUUCAUGCUUUGGGGAAUCGACGUGUCUGAGAACAACAUAUCAGGCGAAAUACCAUCGUCUCUCGGUGUGCUACGUUCUCUCAGUGUCUUGCUUCUGAACCAAAACACAUUAGAAGGUAAAAUCCCAGACACACUUCAGAAUUGCUCUGGCCUUACAAACAUUGAUCUUGGAGGAAACAAGCUGACUGGAAAACUUCCAUCAUGGCUAAAUAAGCUAUCUUCUCUGUUCAUGCUUCGUCUGCAAAGUAACUCCUUCACUGGUCAAAUCCCGGAUAACCUCUGCAACGUUCCAAAUCUACACAUUCUUGAUCUCUCAGGAAACAAAAUCUCCGGCCCGAUUCCAAAAUGCAUCGGCAAUCUCACAGCCAUUGCGCAUGAAACAAGCUUCGAGGUGUUCCAGAAUCUUGUCUUCAUCGUUACAAGAGCUAGGAAAUACCAAGAAAUACUCAAUAGCAUAAAUCUUUCAGGAAACAACAUAAACGGAGAAAUCCCAGCAGAAAUCUUGCGCCUUUCUUACCUUCGAAUCUUGAACUUAUCAAGAAACUCCAUCGCAGGAAGCAUUCCGGAGAAAAUUUCAGAACUGAGUCGCUUGGAGACGAUUGAUCUAUCAAGAAACAUGUUUUCUGGAACCAUUCCUCAGAGCUUGGCAGCAAUAUCUUCACUGCAAAGGCUGAAUCUUUCGUAUAAUAAACUGGAGGGGAGCAUACCAAAGCUUCUGAAGUUCGAAGAUCCGUCCAUUUAUAUAGGUAAUGAGUUACUCUGUGGGAAACCACUUCCUAAACAAUGUUCCAAAGGACAUUACUAG